Molecule: messenger RNA, 857 nt
Organism: Trichogramma pretiosum
Lineage: Eukaryota; Metazoa; Arthropoda; Insecta; Hymenoptera; Trichogrammatidae
Product: zinc finger protein 271-like
Exons: 2
Biological process (GO): regulation of DNA-templated transcription
Molecular function (GO): RNA polymerase II cis-regulatory region sequence-specific DNA binding; DNA-binding transcription factor activity, RNA polymerase II-specific
Source: RefSeq, a predicted model, not a curated record
GCAAAAAAGGAAUUUGCUCUUACACCACAAGAUAUUACACGAAGGUUGCAAAGAUUACACAUGUGACAAGUGCGAGAAGAAGUUUGGACAAAAAAGACAUUUGCUUUCCCACCUAAAGAUAGUCCAUGAAAACCGCAAAGAUUUUGCAUGCGAUAAAUGCGAAAAAAAAUUUGGACUCCGAGGCAAUUUGAGCAAACACCAAAAGACAGUACAUGAACGUCGAAAAGAUUACACAUGUGACAAGUGCGAGAAGAAUUUUGGACAAAAAAGAGAUUUGCUCGUCCAUCUAAAAAGAGUCCAUGAAAAUAGCAAAGAUUUUGCAUGCGAUAAAUGCGAAAAAAAAUUUGGACAAAAAUCAGAUUUGUUCAGGCACAAAAAGUCAGUACAUGAACGUCGAAAUGAUUAUGCAUGUGACAGGUGCGAAAAGAAAUUUGGAGAAAAAUCGACAUUGAUUCGACAUCGAAAAACAGUGCACGAAGGUUGCAGAAAUUUUGCAUGCGACAAAUGCGAGAAGAAAUUUGGAAGUAAAUAUAAUUUAGUAACCCACUUGCAGGCAGUACAUGAAAAUCGGAAAGAUUUUGCAUGCUGGAAUUGCGAGAAAAAAUUUGGACAUAAAUCAGAUUUGUUAAAGCACCUAAGGACAGUCCAUGAAGGUCGCAAAGAUUAUGCAUGUGACAGAUGCAAGCAAAAAUUUGGACUGAAAAUGUCAUUGAUCAGACACCAACAAGCAGUCCACGAAGGCCGAAAAGACUAUUCAUGCGACAAGUGUAAUAAGAAAUUUGGACAAAAGAUACAUUUGACCAGACACAAAAAAAACGUUCAUAAUACGUGUGGCACAAAUUUGUGAAGAAAUGAUG